AUGGGUCGUGAGCACAUGCAGGCUCGCCUCAAGGAGCUUGAGACAGAGAUGUCUGUCCUCAACUGGGCCCUUGAUGCUAGUCUUCACGAGAAAGACGUCGACUCCGACGAUGAGCACAGCAACCCCGGCUCCGCGUCUACUUUCACCAUGGCGAACUGCCCAGACUCAGACGCUGGAGGCUUUGCCAUCCCGGCUCAAGGUCAUCAGGCUGGGUUUAUCGCUGGUUCUAUCGCUGAGACUGAGUCCUCUCCCUCAUUGCGAAGCACCAAGGAAUCUGUCUACUCGAACGCCUCUACUAUGGCUGGUAUUCAGUUCUCCCCCACAAUGGAUCGAAUCCACCAGGUUAUUCAUUCGGACCCUACUGGAGCAUCUUACCGCUACGAUGGUACUGGCCUGUCUGAAGACGGCCGCGAAGAUGAGGAGACUAUCCGAGGCUCAGACACUGGUAAGGGCAAAGAAAAGGAGGUUUUGGAGAACACCAAUGCAACUGACCCCAACUUCCCUCCUAACAUCACCAACCCUCACCCGACUCUAUCCAUUUCGACCAACUUCCUUCAGAAGGCUAUCUUCGACAGCCGCAAGCCCGGAACUCCCUUUGUCCGUUCCAUUCUCCACCGCGAACGUCUUGACGGCAAGGAAACCGCCUUCAAAUGGCCCGAGAGCGUUUUCUCUUGUGAAUACACCGAGUGGAAGUGGGUUCCCUUUCUUGUCUUUGGCGCCGCAGCUCAGCUUGUCUCAACCAAUAUUGCCGAGGGCGACAUUGAAAUCAUCUGCAUGAAAGACACUCAUUUCACCAGCAUGAUUCAGAACAACAAGAAAAUGUUCGAGGAGCCCGGAAAUCUUACUGCUAAGUCCGUUCUUCACGAUGAGCUCAAGCCUGUCUUCAAGGACCCGGAGGCCUUGGGCUUCCGGGUCUUGGUCUGGCGUCUUCACACUUCCAAGAAGACCUUCUACAUGGAUCGUGAAGGUCAUCCUAUCCCUGGCCCGGCUGGUACUCUGCCUUGGGAUGAGGUUGAAGCCAAGAACUAAAGGUGAUUGUGAGAUGGGUGUAUA
Messenger RNA from Fusarium redolens, 1053 nucleotides. RefSeq lists its product as uncharacterized. Bases 1 to 1029 code for a protein of 342 amino acids. NCBI's taxonomy places the organism in Eukaryota, Fungi, Ascomycota, Sordariomycetes, Hypocreales, Nectriaceae. The record is from RefSeq and is a predicted model, not a curated record. The transcript has a single exon.